Molecule: messenger RNA, 393 nt
Organism: Teleopsis dalmanni
Lineage: Eukaryota; Metazoa; Arthropoda; Insecta; Diptera; Diopsidae
Exons: 1
Coding region: 1-393 (130 amino acids)
Molecular function (GO): nucleic acid binding
Source: RefSeq, a predicted model, not a curated record
AUGAUUUUAAUAGUGGUCGCAGUUCGCUCACAGACCUCACUGAAAUUGUACGAUCAUUUAGCAGUGAGAAAGGUUUGUUCUGGAUGGAUCCCGCAUCAUUUGACAAAUACUAAAAAAGAUGCUCGUGUCGAUUGGUGCACACAAAUGCUCAAGAAGUACAAUGACAGUGUUUCGAAUGACGUAUAUAAGAUUGUACCAGGUGAGGAAUCGUUUGAACCGGAACAUAAGCUGCAGUCGACUUUAUGGGUGUUUCAAGAUGAAUCAAAUCUAACAAAAGUUGUUCUCACUUGGAGUACUGCUUUACAAAUGGGCGCUUGUCUUUUCGGGAAAGCUGGUCAUGUGGCAGCUAUACAGAUAGCAUUACAGGAACGUAAAACAGUCAAUUCCAAAUAG